UGCAGUUUAUUAGGCUACAGAUGAAAAGUUAUGAUGUACUUCACAGUAUGGUGAAAGUGCACGUUGAUGAGCUUGAUGCUCCUUUCCAAUAAAUAUCGAGGGUCAUAUAAUAAUUUCCCCUCAUCCAUUUACUCUUGCUGAAUGAACGAACGAGGUGUUUCAGAUCGUUACACGUCUGUACAAGCUGUGUCUCAACGUUACAAUUUUGAACACGACCUUGCUUGGACGCGUCAGCUCUUUGGUCAAGUUGCAAAAAGUUCAUUGAACUUUCAACCACAAGUAGAUAACAACAACCUAGCUGAGCCAUCAUGCUAACAAAGUGAAAUGGAGGAUGAAAGAUCAAAACAACACUGUUUUAAUCCAGUGUUGACUCCAGAUCCAGGGGGGGAGAAGCCCGGGCGAGAAAGGCCGGAUGAACCGAUCGCUGUGGCAGUGAUUGGCAGGCAGCUGACUGAACCAGGGCGCUUUGCCUACGCUGGGCUCUGUGGGGUCUCCUUGGGCCAGCUAUUUCCUGGACCUGAGAACAGGUGUUUCCGGGAGCAGUACCUGGAGGGGCUGGUGCAAUGGCUGGGUCUGGACGAGUCGGUGAUGCCCGUCAUGGGGGCCUUUCUAGCAGGCCUGGGAUUCGAGGGCAGCGACACCUUCCUCUCUAUCCUUCAGGCUGAGCCACUACUGUCUGCAGGUGCCACUCCCAUCACACAGGACCUUGUGUCUUUUUCCGUCAAAGAUGGCCUGUACGAUUCCAGAUCACGAGUCCUAAUUCGCCAUGUCAGCUGUCUACUGCGAGUGUCCCCUCAGCAACUGGAGGAGUUUGAGGCGACGCUGGGCGAACGACUGAGAGAGGGAGUGGUGGAGACCGCAGAGGAGUCAUCUCGGCGACAGACAAAAGAGAGAGGACGCAAAUUACGACGCUACCUCCUCAUUGGCCUGGCCACUGUGGGCGGAGGAGCUGUGAUUGGUGUGACGGGCGGGUUGGCGGCGCCACUGGUGGCGGCGGGGGCAUCGGCCGUACUAGGGGCAGGAGGGGCGGCUGUUCUGGGCUCAGCCACUGGCAUCGCCAUCAUGGCCUCCCUGUUUGGAGCAGCAGGGGCUGGCUUAACUGGCUAUAAGAUGAAUAAGCGGGUGGGAGCAAUAGAGGAGUUUGAGUUUCUGCCACUGAGCUCAGGGAAGCACCUACACCUGACUGUGGCUGUGACUGGCUGGCUGUGCACUGGAAAAUACAGUUCGUUCCAGGCUCCUUGGUGCAGUCUUGGUGCGUGCGGGGAGCAGUACUGUCUGGUGUGGGAGUCUCGUUUCCUUAGGGACCUGGGUUCCACCAUGGCUGCUCUUCUCGAUGGCCUGGUCAGCAUGGUGGCCCAGGAGGCCCUCAAGUAUACCGUGCUGUCAGGUAUUGUGACUGCUCUUACGUGGCCUGCCUCUCUGCUUGCGGUGGCCAGUGUUAUAGACAAUCCCUGGUCUGUGUGUCUUAGUCGCUCAGCCGAGGUGGGAAAACACCUCGCUCAGGUGCUGAGGAGUAGGCAGCAGGGAAAGCGUCCUGUGAGUCUCAUUGGCUUCAGUCUUGGAGCGAGGGUUAUCUACUUCUGCCUUCAGGAACUUGCCAAAGAUCAAGGUUGUGAGGGCGUGGUGGAGGAUGUUGUCCUAUUGGGUGCCCCAGUAGAUGGCACUGCCCAAGCCUGGGAGAGAAUGGUCAAGGUGGUCGCUGGGAAGAUAGUGAAUGGAUACUGCAGAGGGGACUGGCUACUGGGAUACGUGUACAGGGGUUCGUCGGCACAGCUGUCUGUUGCAGGGCUUCAGCCAAUCAGCUUGAAUGAUCGGCGCAUAUUCAACGUGGAUCUAUCUUCUGUGGUGAAAGGUCACUUGGACUACAUGCGUCAGAUGGAUACCAUCCUCGUAGCAGUGGGCGUGCCCACCAGAGAAGUUCCAGGAGCUGGGGGCGGACCUCUUCAACCACUCACUAUGACCGAGAGAAAACUGGACAUAGCCAUGGUCCAAUCAGUACAAGGGGACGUGGCUGAAGAGCAAAAACUGGUUGGUUCUUCGGCUGGAGCAGAUGAGACUUGCAUGGGUGAGGGAGGGCAGCUGGAGGAAAAAGAGGAUAUGGGAGACGGUUGGGAUAUCCCCGACAUAUCAGAUCUGUUGGACUCGCUAAACGAGAUCGAUGUUGUUACAACUGAAAACAUUCUUGAGGGCAACCUGCAACAGAGUUCUGAGGGGAAUGCCACUCAUGAGGACAACUGUGCACCUUCCCAUCUAGAGUUUGAUGGAUGGGGAAAAGAGCUGGAGGAGGAAUGGGGGGAGGGAGUGGAGGGGACAGAGACUGACACUGAACACACGUCCUGGAGUUGGGAGGACACACACUGGACUCCCGAGCACAAACACAUGGGACCAAACAGGCGGACAUAGGACGUUACAGGACCAACUGCCUCUUCUCAACUUGAAUUACCAACAACAUCCCAAUCGUGUGUGGAAAGACCUCCUUUACCUUCACAGCACACUCAGGUGCCAGAACACUCAGCUAAGUCGUCAGUACCACAAAUGUUUAAAAAAAUAUUAUUAUUUUUUAAAGUAUUUUUUUAGUUAACUAUGGCAGUCUUACGUUUUGUCAAUCAUUUCAUUUACAAGUUAAUCUGAAAAAAAGUGUUGCAUAAUGUAUAGUGUGUUCAAGUAUUGUUGGUUUUAUGUAGGCAGGAUGUAAAUUAAAAACAUUUAAUUACAAAACA
Molecule: messenger RNA, 2720 nt
Organism: Salvelinus sp. IW2-2015
Lineage: Eukaryota; Metazoa; Chordata; Actinopteri; Salmoniformes; Salmonidae
Gene: tmco4
Product: transmembrane and coiled-coil domains 4
Source: RefSeq, a predicted model, not a curated record